UGAGCGGGUAACCCCAAUAUGCUGCGAAGAUCAUUACAAUAAAUAUUUAUGAAAAUAUUUAGUCCAUAUAAAGAGACUAGCUAUAACUUCAAAGACAAAGUAUUCAAAAUGAACGUAUAUUUUGAAUCUGAAAAGUUCUUGAAACCUUCAGGUGCCAAGGGAAGUCUUCAAUCACGAAUAUUUAAUGACACUAAAUUGAAAAACUCACCAAAACAUAUCUAUGCAUUAGUCUAUUCAACACUUAAGUAUAAAGAAUACAUUGAAACUGUUAUAAAGAAAUCCAAAAUAAAGGAUGUUAUAAAGACCAAGAAGUUAAAAAUGAGUGAUGAAUUACUUAUUUUAUUAGUUCAUGAUUUAAUAUUCAGUCAGAAAGGUAGAAUACAGAUGGGUAAUCACCCUAUAAAAGAUGCCAUAUUGAAGAAUAAAACAAGAUUACAAGCAGAGUUCACAAAGUUAAAAUUGAAACAUAAGGUUAAAUCAGUAGACGAACUUCCAGUCAAGAUUGCAGAUGAAGAUGAAAGUCCGGUGAGAUGGUUUAGAAUCAAUACUAUUUUAACCACUCCAGAAGCAUUUUUUAAAGAUCAUGAAUUUUUCAGAAAUUUGCAACCUGUAAGCUCAAUUGAAGAACUUAAACAAACGGGUGUCAUAUAUCAAGAUGAUUAUAUCACUAAUUUAUAUGGUGUACAUCCAAGAGAAAGAGUCACUUCCACUCCAGCAUACGAGAAGGGUCAAGUAAUCAUUCAAGAUAGAGCCUCAUGUUUUCCUGCUCAUAUACUUAAUCAAAAUCCAAAUGAUAUUCAUAAAUACGUUAUAGAUGCAUGUGCAGCCCCAGGAAAUAAAACAACCCAUUGUGCAUCAUUCUUACCUAUAGAUUCAACUGAUGCAGUUAUCUAUGCAUUCGAAAGAGAUUCCAAAAGAGUUGAAAUUCUUAAAACUAUGUGUGGAAAAGCAUUGGGCCAACAUAAGAAAAAUUUAAUUCAAAUCACUCAUGCUGACUUUACCAGCACAGAUCCAAAUGAUUUCAAAGAUGUGACAGGAAUGGUAGUGGAUCCAUCAUGUAGCGGGUCUGGUAUUUUUGGAAGAGCACUUGAAGACUCUCAAAAGGAAGAAAAUGGUGAUCAAGAAAUCGAUACCGAAAGAUUGAAUAAAUUAGCUGGAUUUCAAUUUAAAAUAGUCAAACAUUCUAUGAAAUUUCCUAGUGCUAGAAAGGUGGUCUAUUCAACUUGUUCAAUUCAUCCCCAUGAAAAUGAAAGAGUGGUGGUUGAUUUAUUAUCAGAUCCAGAACUUAAAAAAUUAGGUUGGAAAUUAGAUAUUAGAGCUAACGUCAUACCCAGUUGGGAAAGAAGAGGUUGGAAAGAAGAAUUUACUUCAUUAGGAAAUGCCGAGGAAUGCGAAAAACUUGCCGGAGGAUGUGUAAGGAGUAUUCCUAAGGAAGACGGAGGAAUUGGCUUCUUUGCAGCUUGCUUUAUAAAAGGAGCACCAGGAAACGAAACCGAAGCAGAUAAGAAAGAAGUGAUAGAAGAUGUUAUAGAUAAACAAGAACAACACGAGGCAGGCAAAGAAGAGGGGCAGAAUGAGGAAGAUGAAGACGAAGACGUUGAAGAUGAAGCAGAAGAUUGGGAGGGGUUCGAUUAGGUUUUAUUUUACGAAUAAAGUCGAAUAUACGCUGAAAUUAAGAUUAUCAUUUCCGACUGCAUGAAUUCUUUCCGACCAUCCAAGAAAUUCAUUAAUAGGUAUUAAAGACAAGAAAAAGACUAGUAAGAUGGUUGACGUUUUCCCAAUCCCCUUGACACAUGCAAUGGUUUGAAUAUCGGCUGUAAUUAGAAAAGGUUAUACUUAAACCAAUUGACGAAAGGGGUGGUUAACCCCAAUAUAAGUAAUGAUGAAAUAGGUAAAAGGUCCAUUAGGGUUUUUAGAACCUUAACUCAUAAGUAUUAAUAAUUUCGCAAUCAUUGUAUAUAGUAACCAUACAUUAUUCUUAGAAACGUUGUCCAUUCAGGUCAGCACCUGUAUUACCUUUGUUUAGAAAAAAAUAAACAUCACGAUUGGUAUAAUCGAAUUUGAAAGUAUGUCAAUUAUACGUACGG
This is a messenger RNA of Scheffersomyces coipomensis, 2087 nucleotides long. RefSeq names its product rRNA (cytosine-C5-)-methyltransferase. The coding region runs from base 49 to 1635 and encodes 528 amino acids. NCBI's taxonomy places the organism in Eukaryota, Fungi, Ascomycota, Pichiomycetes, Serinales, Debaryomycetaceae. The record is from RefSeq and is a predicted model, not a curated record. The transcript has a single exon. Gene Ontology annotation, biological process: rRNA base methylation. Gene Ontology annotation, molecular function: RNA methyltransferase activity. Gene Ontology annotation, cellular component: nucleolus.